CUGGCGUCCCAAGCCAACUUCUAAGCAACACACCACUCGGCUGGCCCCCAGCUAGGUGUUUUUUACAGCGCCUCUUAAUUUGGGCUUGUCUGCCAGACGUCUGUGAGUUACACUUUUUUUGUUGGUUAUCAGUAAGUAUUUCGUAGGAAAGUGCUUGGAAAUCAUGAAAAUAUCCCAUUUCUCAUCAAACUUACAAUCUAUUUAAGUAAAUCACCAGGGGCUUAAGUUUAUAUUACCAAACCACCCCAAAACUUUGUGGAAUGAAACGUUUUGUAGAAGAAGAUCAAGGAUUCUUUGGGUGAGGAGUUCAGGCGGGAGUUCAGAUGGGUGACGGGGCAGCAGGGGGCUCUGGAGAUCUUCCCUCACACAUCUGACUGAUGGGCACCCGUGCGUGUGGUCUCCACUGGACUAGCUGGAGCUUCCUCAGCAUGGUGUCGGGACUCCCGAGAGCGGGCAGAAGUGUGGUGAUGUGAUGGUUUAGCCUUGGAAGUCACAUGGCAUUUCUUCUGCCACACUUGACUGGGCGAGGCAGCCACAGCUCUGCCCCGGUUCAAGGGGUGGGAGCCUAGAUGCCCUCACUUUCUGGGAGGAGUGUCCAAGUCAUAUUUUAAGAAGAGCGCGUGGGAUGGGAGAUAUUGUUGCACUUCUUUGGAAAAUUCAGUGCCACAGCUUAUAAUCCGUUACUGUCAUUAUUUGAUGCCCAAAUUGUCCCAUAUUUGGCUUGUGGGAACUUCUUCAAGUUGGCUUCUUUGGAAUCUUUUUGACAUAUACUCAACCAUUCUUUGACUAACUUCCUUAUUUUCUGGCACAAGGUAUUCUAGGAUUCUAGCACAAGGUAUUCUAGCUUGUCUUUUUCAUGCUCCAGCCCUAGAGUCAGCCAUCUUUCCAAGGAGCCAUGGCUUCUUUUAAUGCAGAGUGGUAUUUAGAAAGGGAGGUUUGGGCCCUAGUGUGUUCACUGCUCCCGGACGCUGUAAAUGCUUUGAGGCUCCUUCAGUGGACAGAGCUAUGGAAUACACAUGAUUACAACUUUAUUUUUCAUUUAUGCAUAUAUUAAAAGCAAAAAGGUCACACCUGUACCUUCUUUUCCAGUCAGGUAUCACAGGGUUUAUUUGAAUUUUACGCCUUCCAGAUAUUUUCGAAACAGCUUUUUGAGAUGUAAUGUAUAUACUAUACAAUUCACCUAUUAAAAGUGUAUACAGUUCAGUGGCUUUUAGUAUAUUCACAGAGCUGUGCCACCAUCACCAUAGUCAGCUUUAAACAUUGCCUUUAUUCCAAAAAGAAACCAUGUCCCCUUAGCCAGCACCGUCCAGCUCUCCUCAGCCCCAGGCAACCAGGACUCCUCUCUGCCUUCGUGUAUCUGUCUGUUCUGGACACUUCACGAAAAUUUCAAAAAUGUUUCAAAUUCCUGUGGAGAACCUUGACAACAUCAGGAAGGUACGAAAAAAGGUGAAAGACAUUCUUGUGGAUAUUGGGCUUGACAGCUGCAAGGAGUUGCUGAAGGACCUUAAAGGCUUUGAUCCAGGAGAGAAGUACUUUCAUAACACAUCGUGGGGAGAUAUUGCUCUCUGGGAAUCUUCUGGAAAGAAAGUGAGAUACCGAACGAAGCCAUACUGUUGUGGCCUCUGUAAGUACUCCACCAAAGUGCUGACGUCGUUCAAAAACCACCUGCAUCGUUACCAUGAAGAAGAGGCUGACCAGGAGCUGCUGAUCCCAUGCCCAAGCUGUGUCUUUUCCUCUCAGCCCAAGGUUGUGGGCAGGCACUUCAGAAUGUUCCACGCGCCUGUGCGGAGGGUCCAGAGCUACACAGUGAGCAUCCUAGGCGAGACCCGCUCGUCCCGGGGCGACGUGACCAGCUUCACGUGCCUGAAGUGCAACUUCUCCAACACCCUGUACUACAGCAUGAAGAAGCACGUGCUGGUCGCCCACUUUCACCACCUCAUCAGCUCCUACUUCGGCCUGCGGACCGAGGCUUUGGCUGAGCCCCCGAAAGCUGACGGCAACUUUUCUGCCAAGAAGACACCGCCCCCUGAUAGGUAUUACUGCAAGAAGUGCGAGGCCAGCGCCAGCAGCCAGGAUGCGCUGAUGUACCACCUCCUCACGUCGGACGUGCACAGGGAUUUGGAGAACAAGCUGAGGUCUGUGAUUUCGGAGCACGUUAAGAAGACUGGGCUUUGGAAGCAGCUGCACAUCGCCCCCAAACCAGCGGUGCCCGCACCACCCAACGGCAGUGCCCCGGGCGUCCCGGCCACUUCCCCUUGCUUUCAUCUUGCCUUGCCGCAGAGCGGUCCAAGCCAGGUGGCCGCUCCACCAGUCCAGGGCGCCGUCCAGCCCGUGACGGUGGCCCCCGGCGCUUCUGGAAGCCUCGCCCACUCCCCGUCUGCUGUGGCCCAGCCCCGCAUGACUCUUGUCUCCAGCCCCCUGGCCGUGGGCCAGGGUGGCCUCACUCUGCCGCCCACAGCGCCUCCGCCGGUCUUUCUUUCUCAUGGAGUCCCACUGAAUCAGUCAGCAAAGCCUCCUGUGUUGCCCCUGACGCAGCCAGUCAGGCCUGUCACAAAGCCUGUUGGAACCAGUGUCCUCCCCAUGAACCCGACCAUCCGCCCGGGGGCUCUGCCCCUCAGCCAGCCAGUUGGGCCCAUAAACAGACCUGUUGGGCCUGGAGUUCUCUCAGUGAACAGACCUGUUGGGUCUGCUGUCCUUCCUGUCAGUCCCUCUGUCACCCCUGGGGUUCUUCAGGCAGUCUCGCCAGGGGUCAUUUCUGUGAGUCGGACAGUGUCGUCGGGUGUUCUUCCUGCCGGCCAGAUGACCCCUGCUGGGGUGAUCCCUUCUGGACAGACAGCAACUUCCGGAGUUCUCCCUGCUGGCCAGAUGGUGCAGUCAGGGGUUCUCCCCAUUGGCCAGACGGCCCCAUCUGGAGUUCUGCCUCCCGGGCUGACGGUGCCAUCACGGGUUCUCCCUCCGGGCCAGACGGUCCCUCUGAGGGUUCUCCCUGCAGGCCAGGUGGUCCCGCCUGGGCUGCUGUCGCCCAACCAGACGGUCUCGUCAGGCAUUCUCCCUGUGAACCAGGGUGUGAGCUCCGGUGUCGUUCAGCUUGGCCAGCCUGUCAUGUCAGGAGUCCUUCCUGUGAGCCAGCCAGUGCGGCCUGGGGUCCUGCAGCUCCACCAGUCUGUGAAUCCCAGCAUCCUGCCCGCAAACCAGCCGGGGAGACCUGGCGCCUCCCAGAACACGACUUUCCUGACGUCAGGCUCCAUUCUGAGACAGCUGAUCCCAACAGGGAAACAAGUGAACGGCAUCCCCACAUACACGCUUGCCCCAGUGUCUGUCACUCUGCCCAUGCCAGCUGCGGGUGUGGCCACCGUCGCCCCCCCGCAGGUGCCCAUUCAGCUCCUGCCGUCGGGAGCAGCCGCUCAGGUGGCUGGUUCUGUGGCCAGUGCGGCCUCGUCCCCAGUGCUGGUGGGUGCUGCCCAGAGCUCGCUCGUUCCAGCCGCCGCCUCGGUGGCAGAGGCGGGCCAGGCGCUGCGACAGGCCAAGCAGUGGAAGACGUGCCCGGUAUGCAACGAGCUCUUCCCCUCCAACGUGUACCAGGUGCACAUGGAGGUGGCACACAAGCACAGCGAGGCCCGGCCCGCCGAGAAGCCGGAGCCCGCGCGGCUGGUCGCGUGCGCACCCUUCCUCAAGUGGGUGAGGGACAAGGCAGUGCGCUGUCUGUCCUGCAAGUGCCCGGUGUCGGAGUCCCAGCUUAUGCAGCACAUGCUCAUGCACGGCCUGGGCUGCCUGCUCUGCCCGAGCACCUUCCACGACCUCCGGGGCCUGUGUGAGCACAGCAGGACCGUGCACCUGGGGAGGAGGAAGGUGCCCACGGAGUACAGCGACCGCGGCUUCCAGCUGGACGUCGACGCCAAUGGCAACCUGCUGUUUCCCCACCUGGACUUCGUCACCAUGCUGCCCAGGGAGGAGCUCGGGGAGCGGGAGGUCCACCUGGCCGUGCUGGCGGGCAUCCACCCCAAGUCGCUGGGGCCUGUGUACAUCCGGGUGAGGCCCCAGCCCGAGGGUGUGCCCGGGAGCCCCGGCCAGCGGGCGCUGACCUGCCCCUUCUGCUUUGGCACUUUCGGGAUGCCCGAGGCCUACGAGCUGCACCUGAAGGACAGGCACCACAUCACGCCCACCGUGCACACGAUUUUGAAGUCUCCGGCGUUCAAGUGCAUCCACUGCUGCGGGGUCUACACCGGCAACAUGACCCUGGCCGCCAUCGCCAUCCACCUGCUGCGCUGCAGGAGUGCCCCCAAGGACAGCAGCCCGGACCUGCAUGCGCAGCCGAGUUUCAUCGAGAACAGCGACCUGCUUGUGGUCAAUGGCGAGGUCACACACGACUCCAGCUUCUCUGGGAAGAGGAAGCUGCCUGAUGGCCACGCGGGGGCAGAAGACCAGCAGGCUGGGGAGGAACGGCCUCUUGUCAUAAGCACCGACGCGGACCCUGCUCCGGAGAAGGCGACCAGUGUCCUGCCCUUCAAAAGACAAAGGAACGAAAGCAGGACGGAAGGGCCACUGGCCGUCAACGAUGACGCGCUUCAGCUCUUAGCGUUAAACCCAAAAAAAUACGAAGACCGUUCUUACGAAGAAAAGAAGCAGUUUCUCAGAGAUUACUUCCACAAGAGACCAUAUCCUAGUAAAAAGGAAAUAGAGCUGUUAUCCUCACUGUUGUGGGUGUGGAAAAUUGACGUGGCUUCAUUUUUUGGAAAAAGGAGAUAUAUUUGCAUGAAAGCAAUAAAAAAUCACAAGCCUUCUGUACUUCUAGGCUUUGAUAUGUCUGAACUUAAAAAUGUUAAACACAGAUUGAACUUUGAUUACGAACCACAAAACUCGUAAAAAGUUUAUGAAAUUAGUAGUUUUUUCAAUUGAGAUUUUAAAAAUGUUAAUUUCCUCACUGUAUGUUGAACUAAUCAAUUUCAGUGGUCUAUGCUGCUCCUUAGAUGUAUUUCAGGUGCUCGGCAGGACUUCCGUGUGAAGAAGUGAUAGUUCUUUUUCAAAGUCAUCGUUUCUUGCGGUUUGAUUUUGCCAUAAUUAAUUUUAGUUGUUUCCUUGGCCAGGUAAAUCAAAUCUUUUGAUGUUUCAUGCACGUCUUGUUUUCCCAGUAGUGUCAGUAUCAUACGAUAAAAACUGAAAUCUACAUAUAGUUUUUUUUUUUUUCAUUUAAGGAAAUCUCAGCUUGUUUCAGAAUACUUAAUGAACUACAAAUGUGAGCUGAGAUCUCCCUUCCCUCUGCUUCCCAUGUAGCUGCAAAUGAUACAGUAAAUGUUUAGAGAAGCGAGUGUGCACCUCAGUAACUUACGCUGCUUUCUUUGUAAGAUAUUUGCUUCUUGGAUUCUGAUUUUCAUUUUCCUUUUUUUCAGGUUUGAUCUAACAGCUGUUUUUGAUUAUCACUCAUAGAAAACCAAAUGUUUUCAUGUGUUAAAAAAUACACUGAACCUGAAGUCCAGUAUUUAGCUCUAAGUCAAGAGUUGUUUUACAAAUAAAGUAAUUCAGUAUAGACUUUUCAGUGUAGACUUUCCCUUCUUUUUGAUAUGGUGAUAAGUCAUUUCUCCGUUCAGAGGUAAGACAGUAAAUCUUUAGUGCCUUUAGAAUAAACACACACACACACACAGCCACACCCUCUCCUCCUGACCUAACUGUUCAUAACCAGUGAAAGGGAAGAACUGUGUGACUCAGGAAUGAAAUUUUUACCCCUGAGUGUGGGUGCUGAAAUGUAAGUGUAGGUUUUUCAGGGGCAAGAGGAAGUCUCCAUGGUUGGUCUGUUAAUUUUUGACGGUUUCCUAGAAGUCAGCGUGUUCGUAUGGGGAAAUGGGCAUCCACACAGCCCUGUGUCCGGCCGAUGGACUCCACUGUGUUAGCGUCCUUUGAACCGUUACACCUCGUGUUUCUGUUACUUUUUUUGUGUAGUAACACAAUAUAAAAGAACUGAAAGCACUAGAACCAGCGAUGGAGACCAGCCAGCUCAGACCUUAUGUCAUUGCUGGGCGACACAGAGGCACCUGGGCGAUGCCUUCAGAAGGUGUGAUGUCUCUGGGAAAUGAAAUGACGCUACUCUAUGGGUUUAAAAUACACUUGCAUGUGAUUGCUACAAUGUGCAUUUUCGAAGCAAUUGUGAACCUGGUCUGUGAUUGUCGGUGUACUCUGUUGUAAAUUCAAAAAGAGCUUGUUGAAGUUUUUUUUUUUUUUACCUAUUGUUUUCAGAGUGUCUAUUUUGAAUUAAAAUUUGUUACACCAC
Molecule: messenger RNA, 6262 nt
Organism: Hipposideros armiger (great roundleaf bat)
Lineage: Eukaryota; Metazoa; Chordata; Mammalia; Chiroptera; Hipposideridae
Gene: ADNP2
Product: ADNP homeobox 2
Exons: 4
Coding region: 1393-4863 (1156 amino acids)
Biological process (GO): regulation of gene expression
Cellular component (GO): nucleus
Molecular function (GO): DNA binding
Source: RefSeq, a predicted model, not a curated record